AAAUCUAUAUUCAUAGUAGUUGUGUGGAGACAAAUAGACGAACAGGAAGAUGCUGGGAUCAACGCUCUUGAACUGCUCCCUUAUCUCAGUGCUGCUGCUCGGUUUUGCUGCACAAACAUCACUAGCGCACAUAUUCAGUAAAAAAAAAGUAAUAAUAAAAUAUCUGCGGUAUGGCAAUUGCGGUGGCACAUUUGACCCAGUCCGCUUCACAGACGUGCAGGUUUCAACAACUGGCGAUGGUGACCUAGUCGUUUCAGGAAAGCUGGACGCCUACGCAAAGAUCGAGCCGCCAAUCAAGGCCAUAGUGAAAAUGAAGCGGCGAAUCCUGGGAAUUUGGACGCCCGUGCCUUUCUGCUACAAUGAUUUCGGCUCAUGCGAUUUCGACGACAUCUGCACCUACGGACGCGACUACACCAACUGUCCGGCGCUGUUGGACGAGCACGACGUGCCGUGCGAGUGUCCAAUCGAAAAGGGUCGGUACAUUCUUCCUGGCGCGCAGUUUUCCACAAAAGGAACUCGAUGGGCGGGUUUGAUAGCGGGACAUUACAAGGGAAGCAUCCGACUGAUGCACAAUGAAGAUCAAAUUGCCUGCUACAACGCCACUUGGACCCUCGACGACUGAUCUGCAUUUAUUAUAUAAUAAUUUAGUCCAGAUGUAAAUAUAUUUAAUAGAAUUUUCGUCGCUCUCACUCAGUGUCGGUCGGUGUGUUCCCUUAUAUAAGACCAAAAAUUUUGCUUGUAGUAAAUAAAGAUAAGAUAAUAUAGCCUAAAAA
This is a messenger RNA of Cloeon dipterum, 773 nucleotides long. Its product is annotated as ganglioside GM2 activator-like. NCBI's taxonomy places the organism in Eukaryota, Metazoa, Arthropoda, Insecta, Ephemeroptera, Baetidae. Gene Ontology annotation, molecular function: enzyme activator activity; lipid carrier activity. Gene Ontology annotation, biological process: lipid transport; ganglioside catabolic process. The coding region runs from base 50 to 622 and encodes 190 amino acids. The transcript has 4 exons. Gene Ontology annotation, cellular component: cytoplasmic side of plasma membrane. The record is from RefSeq and is a predicted model, not a curated record.